UAUAUUAGAGGAAAUGACAGACACUUUUCAGCCAUGUAUCAUUGUCCAUGGAGGAGCAUUUAAUAUUUCUGAAUCUUAUUGGAAAAGAUAUAAAGAAGGAACACAGUCUGCUGCCAGAAGUGGGUAUGCAGUACUUAUUGAGAAUGCUACCAACACUAUUAUUGGAUUGCUACCUUUUUAAUUAGGGUGGUUCAGCAUUAGAUGCAGUCGAAAAAGCUGUACGGAGUUUGGAAGACAACCCUGUUUUUAAUGCAGGCCACGGCUCAGUGCUAACAGAGAGUGGAACUAUCGAAAUGGAUGCUAUAAUUGUUGAUGGCAGAACAACUAAAACAGGAGGUGUUACAUGUGUAAGAGAUAUUGCGAAUCCAGUUUCUCUGGCACGCAAAGUUAUGGAAGAAACCUGUCACUGUUUGUUAUGUGGAGAGGGAGCAAUAAAAUUUGCUGAAUCAAUAAAUUUCCCUAUCUUAUUAGAUCCAAGCAAACUAAUUUCUAACGAGUCGGUCUGUAAAAGUUUCGUCGUCAAGGAAGGUACCUUUGAUGCACAUAUUGAAGCAUAUAUGAACCAAAUUGUAAACGCGAAAGACAUUUCCGAUUUGGAAUCCACCUUUAAAACGAUAAUGAAGGAAAACAGAUUUUCUCAGAACGGCCAUGACACUGUCGGAGCAGUUGCUAUUGACAACGAUGGAAAUAUUGCAUGUGCUACAUCUACUGGCGGAAUGCCAGGCAAAAAACUUGGACGAGUUGGUGAUAGUCCGCUACUGGGUUGUGGUGCGUACGCUAAUGCUACUGGCGGUUGUUCAUCAACUGGUCACGGAGAAUGUCUCAUAAGAAGCACUAUAUGCAGGGAGGCUGUCUUUUAUUUGGAACAAGGUUUGUCAGCGCAAGAUGCGGCACAGAAAAGCAUCGACCGUACAUUAGAUAUGACGGGUGGCCGCGGUGGCAUCAUUUUAAUCGACAAACAUGGAAAGAUUGGGAAAGCAUUUAACACCAGCAACAUGGCAUGGGCUUCGGUAUCGCCACGUGGUGUGGAGCAUGGAUUGCUACCAUGUGAAUUGAAUUUUGAAAGUUUAUAAAGAAGAACAAUAUUAACGAUAUAAAUGUUAAAAAGAAAAUAAAUAUAUACAAUUUA
Molecule: messenger RNA, 1129 nt
Organism: Hydractinia symbiolongicarpus
Lineage: Eukaryota; Metazoa; Cnidaria; Hydrozoa; Anthoathecata; Hydractiniidae
Product: isoaspartyl peptidase/L-asparaginase-like
Exons: 6
Coding region: 294-1073 (259 amino acids)
Molecular function (GO): asparaginase activity
Source: RefSeq, a predicted model, not a curated record